Molecule: messenger RNA, 3867 nt
Organism: Harmonia axyridis
Lineage: Eukaryota; Metazoa; Arthropoda; Insecta; Coleoptera; Coccinellidae
Product: mitotic checkpoint serine/threonine-protein kinase BUB1 beta-like
Exons: 10
Coding region: 65-3391 (1108 amino acids)
Biological process (GO): mitotic spindle assembly checkpoint signaling; protein phosphorylation; meiotic sister chromatid cohesion, centromeric
Molecular function (GO): protein kinase activity; ATP binding
Source: RefSeq, a predicted model, not a curated record
ACGUUUUAAAAAUAAAUUUGUCGUUCACAAAACUAGCCGUUUUUUUCAUGAACGUCAAAUAGAGAUGGAUUUCGAGUUAACUAAAGAAAAUAUUCAGCCGCUUAGAGGUGGAAGAAAUCCAGUACAAUUAGGAUUAGCUUUACAGGCAGAAACAAAUCCAGAAAUCAAAAGAGAACUGCAACAUCAAAGAGAAGAGAUAGAGAAUGCUAUAAAAAAUUACCAAGGAGAUGAUCCUCUUGAACUUUGGUAUAAUUUUAUUUCUUGGGUUGAACAGUCUUAUCCUAAAAAUGGACAUGAGGGAAAUUUAGUUCAGCUGCUUGAACACUGCCUUAGCUUAUUUGAAAAUGAUAAACGAUACACACAUGACAGAAGAUUCUGUAGAUUAUGGAUAAAAUAUGUGGAUUAUCAACAAAAUCCUUUGGAAUUAUAUCAAAUGAUGCAUGCUAGAGGCCUUUCAGUAGGUUGUGCAGAUCUGUAUAAAGCUUGGGCUUAUUAUCAUGAAGCAGCAGGGGAUUAUAAAAGCGCAAAUGCUAUUUUUGAAUUAGGAAAACAAGCCCUAGCUCAACCUUAUGAGGAAUUAGAAAUGGCUCAUCAGAAUUUAGUUAUGGCAGCAGGAAAACAUUUAUUAUUUGGACCAAGCGAAGAUCAUCUUAUUGAAAGAAGACAAGCUCUCACUUCUCUACGUACUUAUAAAGGUGGUAAAGCUGUAGGUAGUGUUAGAAUUCCAACUGGUCAAGGGCCUGGAAUAUAUCCUACAACUUCUAAUGAAAAUAUUAGGCCGAAUGCUGUUGUAAACAUAUAUCAAGAUGAAGGAGAUGAAAUCCGAGGAGCUGCAGCACCUCCUGUCAGUAUACUGACAGUGGUAAAAAGGCAAGAAGCUCCUAAGGAAAAUUUACUGAAGCCAGGUCCAUGGUCACUAUAUCCAUCAAAAAAAAGUUCAACCGUUGUUCCUAGGAAACCACCUUUUACUGUUCAUAUAGAUGAUGAGGAUGAUGUUAUUCCUGUGAGUGUUUCUUCCACCAUUGACAUAAAUAAACCUCUUCCUAAUUUUCCUCCGAGAACCAAAGAAACUUAUGUUGGCUGGGUGGUAAACAUGACAAUACCUGAACCAGUUGACAAUCGUUUACUGCCUAUGUAUCCUAAAUCGAGAGUCUAUGCAGAUCCUACUACGGAAUACAGCUUGGAAGAACUUGCAGCAUUGAGAUAUCAAAAAAUAGUGGAACAACAAAAUCACAUGAUUUCAAUGUCAGAAGAAAAGAAAAAUAUAAGUAAUUUUUCGUUUGGAACUUCAUUCAACACUUCUAACUCGAGAGAGAUACACACUUCUGAACAUAAAUCUCAGUUGUCUUUCCAAAAUGGAAAAUCUCCGGUUGUUCCUAUGCAAACAGGUGAAGUGAUAGAUGUAGAUAAUUAUUCUCAUCCAAGCGUAACUGGUUUGAAUUCUGCAUCUAAUUCACUGGGCUUUGAAAGUGUUAAUGCAAGUAAUAGCAGUAUCAGACAACAGGCUCCACAGAGGAGUUUUUUGAAACCUGCUACACCAAUUGGUAAUUUUGGCAGAGGACCUAUGUUGGAUGACCAAUCCUCUUUAGGAAUGGAGUCAAAGUUUUUUCAAGAAAUGAUUAACGAUUCUGAAGUCCCACCCCUUAUUACACCAACUGCUCCAAGUUGUAACUUCGUAAUCUGGACGUCACCCUCAACUGAAAAUGUGGAUCCUAAAACUAGUGCUAUGAAAUUUUAUGAUCAAGAACAACCAAGAGGCAGUGCUAUGAAGACUCCCUUUAAGGUUCUGAGCACAGACGAUUUAGCUGAAACAGGGUCAAGAGGCAGUACUGAAACUGGUAAUGCAGCUCAACCAAUGGAUAGCGCCAAUAUCAAACAAAUUUUCGACGAGGAUAGUAAUUCAUCAUUUGAAGAAAUCAAGGCAAACAUAGUUUAUUCUGAUUUGAACAAUAGCUGUAAUACUCAGAUGUUUAAUUUUAAUUUGAACGCAAUGAAGGUUAGCACCCCACAAGCUAAGCAGCAUGUCACACAAAAUUGUUUUGAACAAGUGAAAGCUACAAAGAAACAAUUAUUUGAAGAAGAAGUUGAAACAAAGAAGAAUGAUGAGGCUCUUUCAAUAAUAUAUGAAGAGAGUAAAAGUUAUGCAUCUAGUUCAAGUUCAAGUGCAGCUACCACUAAAUCUUCAGUACUUUUGGGAACUACAAAAUUGCCAGCAAUGACCACAAUUUCUGAAGAACAUAAUAGUUAUUUGGCUCAAAAUCUUAUGGCCAAUGAAGCUUUGCGAAAAAGCCUUUUGGGUGAUUUGUUGCCUUCUCAAGAAACAUCAGCAGUUACCAGAAUGGAAGAUGAACCAAUGUCAUGUUCUAGUCCACCAUUAACAGAAAUGCCAAAAACGAGAUUGGAUCUUGCCCCUUCUGAUCCUUUUAAAUCUUCAGAAAUUGAGAAAUUAUUAAAUUUAGUGUCAUUUCCAGGACCCCAUGUCCCUGGAUUCCAUACGGUGCAGUUAAUACCUAGAAUUUCAGGCAAGAAAGAGAGUAUACAUGUAGGUGGUCAUCAGUAUGCUGUGGAAAAAGUUUUGGGAAAAGGCACUUUUGGUACUGUUUAUAAGGCUUGGGAUCCCAAACAUAGCAAAAUUGUAGCUCUAAAAUAUCAGAAACCAGCUAACAAAUGGGAAUUCUACAUCUGCAGAGAGAUUCAAAUAAGACUAAGAAAUAAUCCACUUAGGGAACGAUUCAUGGAUGUUACAUCUGGAUAUUUCAGUGAUCAGGCAUCAAUUCUUGUAUAUGCCUUCAUGCCACAUGGUUCACUUCUAGAUCUAGCAAAUCAAGUUAAAUUAAAGACAGGGAAACCCAUGCAGGAAUGCCUCUGUUUUUACUUCUGCAUUCAGAUGCUUAGAAUUGUGGAAGCAAUGCACCAGAUCAAAAUAAUACAUGCAGACAUAAAACCUGACAAUUUUUUGAUUCAGUUGACACCAGAUAACAGUAUAGAAUUACAACUAAUAGAUUUUGGUUGUAGUAUUGAUAUGUCUCUUUAUCCACCAAAUACAAGCUUCACAAGAAAAGUACAGACAGAAAGUUUCAUAUGCUGUGAAAUGUUGGAGAAUAAAUCGUGGAAUUAUCACACAGACUUAUUCUGCAUAGCAGCAACAACUCACGUUAUACUAUUUGAUAAAUAUAUUGAGCUUCAGAAAAAAUAUGAUGCAUGGUGCAUAAAAGAAAAACUCCCAAGAUAUAUGAAAUCUGAUUUAUGGAACAAAUUUUUCGAUACACUCUUGAAUCACCAAAACGAAGCUGGUCACCUCCAGGUCGCUUUAGAUGAAGCUUUAAGUACUCAGUUUGAUAAGUACACCAGUGGUAUGAAGACGUUGGUAAACCUGAUAAAGAAUCGAUAGCAUAGAGGGAAAAAAAGGAAACGUUAAAGUUAGAUGAAAAAUGUUAGUAGUACUUUAUGAAGGAUUGUUAAAUUUGUUGGGAAAGAGGACCGAAUUGUUGCUUGAUAUAUUUUUUUGAAUCCUAAUGAAAAAUCAAUUUAUCUCAGAAUAAACUUGGAUUGUACAUUGGAGAGGUUAUUGUAUCAUUGAAAAAUCUUUAAAAAACAAGAAACAGUAUUGCCUCAAUUUCCUCAGGUAAACGAUAAACAUGGAAUCUUUUCUCAACAUAUUUAGUAUCCUUUUGAUGUAUAGCUUCAAUAUGCAAGAAUCUCAACGUAAUCAUAAAACGUUUCCUUUUUUCAUCUAUAUUACUCUGUCAUUAAACUAUCAAACUGAAUGUUUCGAAGUUUCUUUGUUCAGUGACUCUUAUAGGAUGUUUAUAUAAGUUAAAACAUAGUAUUAUGUAAUUUAAAGGUUAUUAAAAAACUUUCAUUUAA